Molecule: messenger RNA, 1086 nt
Organism: Plasmopara halstedii
Lineage: Eukaryota; Oomycota; Peronosporomycetes; Peronosporales; Peronosporaceae
Product: dna binding
Exons: 1
Coding region: 1-1086 (361 amino acids)
Molecular function (GO): protein dimerization activity
Source: RefSeq, a predicted model, not a curated record
AUGCUUCAAAACGACUAUGGCUACUCGCACUACCAGACGGCCGUAACUCACCACCAGCACAGCGAUCGACCUAAGCUUUUCAACUCUUCGCUUGACAAUGGUGGCGGCUUUCAUCACGGUCCAGGAAUUCACGACUUUCAUCAGCUAGUCCAUCCAAACAGCAUCACGUCACAACAAUCAAUGCAACAGACGCCACAACACCAAGUGCAGACUCCGCAGCAUCAUCAAGGUGACUUUGACCAUGAACCUAUCAUGAUGAGUAUGCAUCAUCCAGGUCAAUACUAUGCCCCACCUCAAAUGACUGCUCAGAUGUUGCAUGUUUCUACGGAUUAUAAUUCUGGAGGUUCAGCGGGUGACAAUACACCGUCGCAUUCCGGUUCCAAACGAUCGCGUGAGGAUCUUAAUAUGAAAGAGAAAAAGCGAAUGUUUAAAUUGAAUGAUCGCAUUAAUCAACUGAAGUCACUGCUGGACGAGGCUGGUGUGCAAUCUAAGAAGAACAAACAAUCAAUUCUGGACAACACGUAUCACUAUGUUGGUAUGCUACGUAGUAAUCUACUGAUUGCCAAACAAAAAGCCGAGCGAGCAGAGAAACAAGCCGACACCCUCCGUUCACAAUCCCAGAAUGGGAACCCUAUGGAUACUGUGUUCAAGCGAUGCUUUGAUCAGUCUUCGACUCCGCGUAUUCUUGUCGAUCUGAACAUGCGACUAAUGGCUGUCAAUUCGGCCUUCUUGGCGCAGACUGGCCAGACUGAAGAUAACCUAAUGAAUAUCAACACGCUUCGCUCCAGUCUCUGUCUAGACAAUAGUAAGCUUGAAGCGAUUAUGCAAUCAGUUAGCAGCAGCUUGAAGCCCCUUAGCGCCAUAGUACAAGCCCAAGGUGCUGAAAACAGCAUUUUGACGCUCACCCUCAUGGCGUCAGCUUUAAUCGAUGACGAUAAUUCAGUUACCGCCAUCGAGUUCAGCCUUGUACCGUUUGAGAUUUCUUCCGAUUUCUCAAGUCAAAACACUAGCAGCUACUCCAGCGACGUUAAGCAAGGCAUAAUUAAAGAAGCCAGCCCAUCAGGCGUGAGUGAUCUUUCAUUGUAA